This is a messenger RNA of Hemiscyllium ocellatum (epaulette shark), 1090 nucleotides long. It is a transcript of the gene nudt21, whose product is annotated as nudix hydrolase 21. Gene Ontology annotation, molecular function: mRNA binding. Gene Ontology annotation, cellular component: mRNA cleavage factor complex. The coding region runs from base 143 to 823 and encodes 226 amino acids. The transcript has 7 exons. The record is from RefSeq and is a predicted model, not a curated record. NCBI's taxonomy places the organism in Eukaryota, Metazoa, Chordata, Chondrichthyes, Orectolobiformes, Hemiscylliidae.
AGCUUUUCUUUGACCCGGAAGUAUUCCUCUGAGCUGAAACAUUGAUCUCGGGUUAAAGCGCGAAGGCGGCCUUGUCAAAGUCUUGUGUGUGAGAGAGCCUGCUGCUGGCGCUGCGAACCGUGCCUUUCAUCACCUCGUUACGAUGUCUGUGGUUCCGCCGAGCCGCUCGCAGGCGGGCUGGCCCCGCGGAGUCUCCCAAUAUGGGAAUAAGUACCUGCAGGCGAAGCCGCUUACCCUGGAGAGGACCAUUAACCUGUAUCCACUGACUAACUACACCUUUGGUACCAAAGAACCUUUGUAUGAGAAGGAUUGCUCUGUGGCAGCCAGAUUUCAGCGCAUGCGGGAGGAGUUUGAGAAGAUUGGCAUGAGGCGCACUGUAGAAGGUGUUCUGAUUGUGCAUGAGCACAGACUUCCACACGUAUUACUAUUACAACUGGGGACAACCUUCUUCAAACUACCUGGUGGAGAACUGAAUCCUGGAGAAGAUGAGGUGGAGGGUCUGAAGCGUCUAAUGACAGAGAUCUUGGGUCGUCAAGAUGGUGUCCAGCAAGACUGGGUAAUCGAUGACUGUAUUGGCAACUGGUGGAGACCCAAUUUUGAGCCCCCCCAGUAUCCCUACAUUCCAGCUCACAUCACCAAACCCAAAGAGCACAAGAAACUCUUCUUAGUGCAACUUCAAGAGAAAGCCCUGUUUGCGGUACCGAAGAAUUACAAAUUGGUUGCUGCACCAUUAUUUGAGCUUUAUGACAAUGCUCCAGGUUAUGGACCCAUAAUCUCAAGUCUUCCUCAGCUUUUGAGCAGGUUUAAUUUUAUUUAUAACUGAAGUUUAAGAACAUGCCAAACAUGAGAUCAUGAUGGCCUGUAGGUCAAGUUUCCCUGAACAUCUUCAACUGUGAAUUCCGUCAGCCGCUGACAGUUCAAGUCCAUGCCAGUUGCACCUUUGCAGCAUCAGAUUGCCCAAAUCUGGCUGAUGUUUUGUUCAGUUCUACAAUAAUUGAAGACAAACCUAACUAGCACGUUCUUUUUUUAAGAAAAUUUCUGCUCUUGUGUAACUGUUUGCGUUUUCUAUUUUAUUAAAUGGAGAAGGAUA